AUGAUAAAGCUUUGGAGAUGGUACCAGCGAUGCCUGACGGUUCACCCACUGAAAACUCAGGUCAUCAGCUCCGGCUUUCUUUGGGGAUUUGGCGAUGUCACCGCUCAAUACAUCACUCACUCCACUGCGAAACCUCGUCUCCUUCGUCUCUCCGAGAAAGAUAAAGACGCAGAUGCAGAAUUCAAGGUCAACUGGAAGCGAGUAGCUAUCACCGGCAUGUUCGGGCUCGGUUUCGUCGGACCUAUUGGCCACUUCUGGUACGAAGGCCUGGAUAAAUUCAUAAAGCUGAAGCUUCGAUACGUACCAAAGUCAACCAAAUUCGUGGCAGCCAAAGUUGCAAUGGACGGACUCAUCUUCGGCCCCAUAGAUCUCCUGGUCUUCUUCACGUACAUGGGAUUCGCCACGGGCAAGAACACAGCCGAAGUGAAAGAAGGACUCAAGAGGGAUUUUCUUCCGGCGUUAGCUCUCGAAGGCGGAGCAUGGCCGCUUCUCCAGAUCGCAAACUUCAGAUACGUCCCCGUGCAGUACCAGCUCCUCUACGUCAACAUCUUCUGCCUUAUAGACAGCGCUUUCCUCUCGUGGGUCGAGCAACAGAAGGAUGCAGCUUGGAAGCAAUGGUUCACUACUUCGUUUCUAACCUUGAAAGAACGAGGCGGCACAGGUGGAGUAUGA
Microthlaspi erraticum is the source of this 672-nucleotide messenger RNA. The record is from the annotation of a GenBank genome assembly. NCBI's taxonomy places the organism in Eukaryota, Viridiplantae, Streptophyta, Magnoliopsida, Brassicales, Brassicaceae.